Mugil cephalus (flathead mullet) is the source of this 2933-nucleotide messenger RNA. RefSeq lists its product as uncharacterized. The transcript is spliced from 5 exons. Lineage: Eukaryota; Metazoa; Chordata; Actinopteri; Mugiliformes; Mugilidae. The coding region runs from base 212 to 868 and encodes 218 amino acids. Gene Ontology annotation, molecular function: zinc ion binding. The record is from RefSeq and is a predicted model, not a curated record.
CAGAGCUAUCAGCUGACAGUGAGUGCAGAGGCAGAAAGUGCAAAAAUGCACUUGAGGAUUUCUCUUUUGUCACUGUAAUUUGCCUCUAAAACGUUCGGGCAUCUGCAGCGAGAGAAGACAAAGGAAUGUUAACAGGAAGUGGAGGAAACUGCUGGUGUCUGGAAAUACUCUGAAGAGGGUGGAGAAGUUGUCUCUUAACAAACAGUGAGACAUGGACAUUGAGUACCAGCCACUGUCUUCUGAAGUGUCGUGCCAGCGUUUGUCUAUAGAGACAUCAGAGUGCUUUAUAUGCAGGGAUGGUGAACUUCAAGCCAGUGACCCACUGAGGAAUUUUUGCGACUGCAAGAAUUUACUUGCCCACCACGUGUGCCUAUCCACAUGGAUCCAGACGGGAUGUGGGAGUGAAGACAGACUGCGGUGCAUCAUCUGCAGGGCCAAGUACCAGCUUCAGAGGAGUUCUCCGUGGCGCUCGGUGAGCUUCCAGUGGAGGACAUGGCUCGUGUUGAUCACCACUUUCGUUUUGCUGGGACUAGUUCCUUAUGUCGUCCACCGCCUGAUGACAGCCUUCACCAACCCUCCGCCUUCCAGCACGUUCAAAGUGGCAACAGUCUCGUUUGGGUUACUGUCGGAGAUCCUGCUCCUCAAGUGUCUGUCGAGCUAUGUCAGCGGCCGGUACCGGCAGGCAGAGCAAAGCUCCUUCACCGUCCGGCCGAGAGGCGCUGAGGAUGGAAGAAACAGCUCAGGCCGCUGGGAUCAGUCCGAAUCCCCUUCGGCGGUAGCAGGUCACGCAUCAUCAGUGGUAUCACCCAGCCAGGUGGAGGAGAGGAAAGUGGAUAUGUUGAAGACUGGGUGUCUCAGCUAUUUCUGAACUACUAACAGAAUGAGUUUACAGACAAGGUGAGAGUAAAUCCUUUGGGAAUUAGGUGUGUCCAACAACUGUUAAAGGUACACAUCGGUAUAUCCGUGUAGCAUUUAGGGGACGGUUUUCAAAGUGCUAAAUAUUCCUUUUUCCUCUUAGUCAGUCAUUACACUUUCACUUUAUUCAGUAGAUGUAUUCACACAUGUUGCAAAUUGAUGAUAAGGAAGAGAAUGCACGCAGCUUGCAUGAGUGUGUAGAGGCUUCGAGAGGGGUGGGAGGGAGAGCAUGAAAUCACUCUGUUUCCUUAAUGAUGCCCACACAGAGACAAUGGGGUGCCGCUCUGAUUAGUGUCACCUGUCCUUGUGCAUCUCAUCAGCUCCAUUAUGGCUCCAUCUCCCAUGCUUCUUCUGCUAAUUGAAUAGCCCGUGAAGUGGUGACAAGGACGGGGGCGAAACCGACGUCUGUCCCGCUGCUGCUUUAGAAAUGAGAGUAAAGCUUCCCAGAGAGACACCAGUUCUUAAAACAUCAACCAUUAACAUACAGAUAGAAAUACGCGCUAACAAGUACCCUCAUGUUAUAUUACUGUCAUACUGACUCCAGAUUGCUUUUGUGCUUAACAGCUUUGAAUUAGCGACCACCGUACACUUUUGGGGGUGAUGCAGCAUUUCUUGGACGAUUCAGAUGCUUCAUUCCGAAAGCGCGUCUUUCUGGUGCUAGUUAGCUUUGCACAUGUCGACAAAAACCUGCAUACCAGCACUUUUAAAGCUCUCUGACUUUCUUAUAUCUCACGUGUUUAAUUACAAGAUUUUGAUUAUGUGUCAGAUGUUCUCAACAUGUCUUUGUAAAUGUUUUGAAACCUUUUUGUCUGUUUUUAAUGAGAAUUAUACGAGGUUGUUGGAGAAAAUGUUGUCAUACUUCAUCAUUCCCGUAAGUAAACCCAUAUGGAUUCACCAACGCAGCCGAUUACACCACCACGCGUACAGGCUUAAUUGUUCAUGAUUGUUGUGAAUGAGAUUUGAAAGAUUGAUUUGUAAAAUUUGACAUCAGCACAAAGCUACAAGCUGCACAGGCUGGAUUUUCCUGACUUCUUGUCAGUCUCCAAAAAAUAUCCUGCAUUUCCCACGAUGCAUCCAGUUUUCUUUUUCAUUCCAAGACUGUGUAUGAAGAUCAGUGACCUUCACUAUUUAGUCCCACUAGACAAAAGUGAAGCCAAGAUAUCUCAGCAACGCGGGCAGCCAUGUUGCACUCGUGUCAUUUACGUUGGUCUUGCAUGCUGUUCAGAUCCUACACCUUGUUUUUAAAAUGUGAACUUGACAGAACCAAGCCAGCUUUUCUUUAUCUUAGUGUUGCUUACUUUUUUUUUUUUUUUUUAGAUAAAAUCAUCUGUAACUACUGUUAGUUAACUAAAUAUCACCUCCUGUUUCCACUGUAGCUGCGUGCUUAGCAUGUUAGCUAAAAUAUUAAGGUUUAAAUUCAUGUAUUAUGUGAGUUGGUGAGUUUGAGUCCUGCGCUGCCAGGAUGACUACAGCCAACGACACCCACACUAAAGCCACUAAAGCCACUAUUCAGUUCUCCUGUGGGUGACGUCAUGAAGGGGUUUCCAUCUGUAAUAUACGUCAAGCAUCAAAUAACUCAUCAAUAACAAACUUAUCAGUAAAAUAACAUAUGUCCUCAUGUCCUAUCUGCAUGGAACAUGGAACAUGGAAGGGUUCACUCGGCACUUUAUUAUUUGGGAGAAUCAAGAUGUCUUGGCUUCACUUCUGUGGAAGUGUCAUGGCGUCCAAUUUCUUUGUUAUACGGUAACAAUCUGGUCGACACACUCGAGCUGAGAUACCCUGAUGGGAGCACCUAAACAUCCCUCAUGACAUGUUCUCAGACCCGACAAUGCUCCUUCAGAGCAGCAGGAGAUGAGUUGCCCAUUAAUGUUUGUACAAUAAAUGCUCUGUUUCAACUGUAAUCCAUAGGAAACUGUCUUGUAUAUUAAUGAUUGAGUGUUGUUACUGUAAACUGUUAUUUGGUUCAAAAGCCUUUAUAUAUGAAAACAAAUAAAAUCGGAGGCAGGCCUCAAUGUGAU